GCCGUCAUAAAUCUCAGCUGUUCGUGGACGUUUUGUACAUUCCAUUUGUUUGUGCUACAAAAUUUGUGAAAUAUAUCUGAAAAUUAAAGUUGUGCUAAGUAUUUAAAUUACAAAACAUAAAAAAAUGACUCAAGAUAUACUAAUGAGUAACGACGAGCCAAUGGCCACCAAUGAUGCUUCACGCAACCAGCUGAAUCAGCAUUGUACAGCUGCAAAGUCUGCGCAAGGUGCAAAGCUACUGGAUGUGGUGCGCCAAGUAUUGGAAGCGCCGUCCAUUUAUGUAUUUGGCGAACUGCUCGCAUUACCCAACGUGCAGGAGCUCAAAGAUGGACCGCAUAUUAAAUACUAUAACACAUUGAAUCUUUUUGCUUACGGUACUUAUAAACAAUACCGCCAACAACCUAGUGAAUAUUUGGAAUUGACCGCUACAAUGCAAAAAAAGCUGCAACAUUUGACCAUCGUUUCUCUAGCUAUUAAAAACAAAUGCAUCCCGUAUGAGGUACUGUUGGAGGAGUUGGAAAUCAAUAAUGUACGUCACUUGGAAGAUGUUAUCAUUGAAGCCAUUUAUGCCGAUAUUAUACAUGGCAAACUUUUCCAAAACAAUCGUUUUCUGGAAAUUGAUUAUGCGCAAGGACGUGACAUUCCCCCUGGCUAUACCAGCAAAAUCGCUCAAACUCUGCAACAGUGGGUGGAUUCGUGUAACACCAUUUCCAAUUGCAUUGAUGUGCAAAUAACUCGUGCCAACUUUGAGAAGGCUAAGAGCUUGAAAAACAAGGAGCAUAUUGAACAAGAGAUAAUUAAUUUGAAGAAAGUUUUGAAGACCCAAAUCACCGAAAACGAUGAUUCCAUGCAAGUCGAUACCCGCGAGUCAUCCAGCAUGGAUGUCCGCAGGAAGCCGUUCAAGACGAAAAGUUCACGUCUCCAUCAUGCCCCAGUGGGUAAGUUGACAGGCGUGGCCUCGUCCUCCGCGGACGUUGCCAGCAAUGUGGCCAGUGGAAGUGGUGGUUCUUUAGGCGUAGGAGCCAUCGGUGGCGUCACAAGUGUUACUAUGGCAGCGGCAAACACCACCACAUCGUGGCUAAAAUCAUUCACGCAGUCUUUUGAGAAGGAAUAGGUGGUGGCUAGCAGCAAAUGAGGAGGGAAGCAGAGGCUACUUGCCUAUGCCGUCAAAAUCAAGUUCGUAACAACUAAACAUAUUUUCGUAUACACGUGAAGCGUCGUCGUCCUUAAUUCAUUUAUAUGAAACAACAGCUACGUUUAAUGGCUUGCCAAGUGUGCUUUCGAGAUGACUAGACAACUUGAAGUGCACAUGGACAUAGAAAACAACCGCGGCGACGACUGCAACGCUGGCAGGACAGCAGCACGUCACACAAUUUCAUUUAAUUAAGCAGCUUCAUUUUCAUUAUUUUGACUGUAGAUACUUUUUAAUUGUUUUCGUAGGCGUGCGCUGAUUACUACCAUUUUCAGUUUUAUCUUCAUUUCCCUAUUUUGCUCUUGGUUGGCUUCCUACACUUCAUGUUUUCAUUACGUAAGGUUCAUGAUAUUUAAUUGCAGUACGUUUUUUUUAGUUUUGAAAUUAAUAGCUGCUAUUCGGUAUCGUCAAGCGCUAAUUUACAUAAAUCAUUGUUAUCUAUGCGUGGCGGUUAAUUGAAAAAAAAA
Molecule: messenger RNA, 1659 nt
Organism: Rhagoletis zephyria (snowberry fruit fly)
Lineage: Eukaryota; Metazoa; Arthropoda; Insecta; Diptera; Tephritidae
Gene: CSN7
Product: COP9 signalosome subunit 7
Biological process (GO): COP9 signalosome assembly
Cellular component (GO): COP9 signalosome
Source: RefSeq, a predicted model, not a curated record